GGGGCUAAAGAUGCCUAUUUUUGGCCUGGACAGACAAAAUUUAAAGUAGAAUUAAACAAAAGAGAAACAAUUCAAAACAAAAAUAACAAUAACAACCCCGACCAAUGAGAGCAAAUGUAUUUCAAAGACUGUUAGCAGUAAACACAGAAAUAAUAGUAGUUAUAUUAGAAUUAAACACCAUCAAGACUGAACAAAAGCAUAAAUUAAGAGACAAAUUAAAGACUAACUAAAGUAGAUGAAUUCACAGAUUAUAAAAUGUGAUAUGGCCGAACGUUUUUGUUUUCAGGUCUGACUUAUAUCCAGACGAGAGGAGGAGGAGAAGCAGGCGGACACGAGUGUAUCUGUAUCCUUCAGCUGACGGAAGCCGGAGAUAUUUUCUACCAGAUCCUCGAGCCGGAUCAGCCGGACGCCUCCGGACCUCCGGCUGCAGACGACGAACUUCCAACAAAACGGACUUCUGAAGAAGCCUCGACUUCGGGGAGAAAAACAGCCAAACAGCUGCGUUCUCAGAUGGUCGUCUCGGACACGUCGAGCGACGAGGACGUCAUCGGGCCGACUCAGGCUCCGACCACGCAGAGGUUUGUGGCUGAAACACCGGAGAGGGAACAAAGAGCGCGGAGCACCGACUCCGACUCUUCCAAGGAUUCAGAGUCCGGAGGGAGAGCUCGGCACCUGAAGCAGGCCGGGCUGCAGGUGGUCGUCAACGAUGAGCUCGAGCCGGAGGGAGAGGGCGGACAGGCCGAAGCUGUGAACGAUGCAGAGUUAAAUAAUCCUGAGGAAAACGUCAGCUCAGGUCCCGCCGAGGCUCCGGUGAAGCUCAGCGACGGCGCUCUCGUCACGUGGAAACACUGGCUCCAGAAACUGAUGCGAAAGAGUCGAGGAAAAAAGCCCCGCCCACAGCGCCAGCGGCACCUCACGGUUGACAGCAGACACCUCGUCCGCCUGUGUGACGACAGAGCGAGAGAUUCGGAGGAGGAGCGCGUGCAGAGCCUGAGGCGCGAUCUGAGGGCGUGCAUGACCGAGCGCUCGAUGCUGGUCCACAGCACCGCCUCCGCGUCCCUCGGGGCUCAGGAUGUGGUCGCGGUGCCGGACAGGGUGGACACAGACGUCUGGACGGAUCAGAUCAGCAACCGCCUGACAGUCUCCUGGCAGGGGGAGGAGGCGUGGCGGGCGUGGUGGGUGGACCAUCUGGGGCUCAACACGGAGCAGAAGGUGGAGGCUCUGAGGAGGAAGAGGAGGAGGGAGAAGGAGGCGAAGAGAGCCUCCGGCCGCCGCCUGGAGCUGUCCGGGAGCUUCGUCUCGUCCGUCAGCUACCAGUCAGACCUGAACGAUGUCUCCGAUCUGUCGGGCUGGUCGUCUGCGGUGAGUCAGGGGGCGGUGUCAGACGCAGAAGACAAACUGUCCCGGCUGGACGGCUUUUCAGAGAGCGAGACACCAGGAGCCACGGCCCCGUCCACUCCGCUUCCCACGCCGACGCCGACACCGACACCUCAGAGCGUGAAAAGUAAACAAAAUGACCAGCAGACGCCCAGCAGCUCCCGCGCCCUCGUCCUGUCCCAGACGCCAAAACCUGACCCCCCACCGGGCAAUCAGAGGAGCAAGCGUCCAGCCGAGGACUACCUCAGCUUCCUGUUUGCAUCUCAGGAUGAACCCUCACAGCAUGACGGUUAUUUCCUCGAGGAGGGGAGCGGCAUGCCACCUCGACCUGCGGCGUCCCCUCAACUCCGCAGCUCCCAGUCCGUCUCUCAGAGGAGCCUCAGGGUGGAUCUGUCCCAGGACGCCUCCGUCUGGUCGGGUUUCUCUCAGUCCCUCUCCCAGAGUUCACAGGGUCGAUGGGGACUAUCGCAGGCGUCGCAGUCGUCGCAGGCGUCGCAGCCAAAGAAGAAGAAGUCUCGAAUGGGAUUUUGAUUCAUUCAGUCCAUCAAACAGAGCAAUUUUUUCGGAAUACCGGACGUGUUUGUAAUAACUCCGGAAAACAACAAACAAGGAGCAAAUUUAGAGGAGUAUUUUUCAGAUUUUUGACGUCCUCUGCUGCCUCAGGAUUUGUAAAAUGGAUUUAUAAAUCUGGGAUUUUGCGAAAAAUGAACAUGGAAACUGGAUUCAAUGAAGAAGGAUAAACUGAGUGCAUACCGGAAGAGGAUCCAUCGCACUGAAGACGUCAGACUGACGGAGGAGGAUCGACUGCAGGUUGGUUUGUUAGGACUGAAUUUGUUUGUUUCGUCAUUGUCCCUUUAGUUUACUGAGGCGACAU
Molecule: messenger RNA, 2251 nt
Organism: Plectropomus leopardus (leopard coralgrouper)
Lineage: Eukaryota; Metazoa; Chordata; Actinopteri; Perciformes; Serranidae
Source: RefSeq, a predicted model, not a curated record